Messenger RNA from Sinocyclocheilus grahami, 624 nucleotides. RefSeq names its product proopiomelanocortin b (gene pomcb). Gene Ontology annotation, biological process: neuropeptide signaling pathway. The record is from RefSeq and is a predicted model, not a curated record. Gene Ontology annotation, cellular component: extracellular region. The coding region runs from base 15 to 617 and encodes 200 amino acids. Gene Ontology annotation, molecular function: neuropeptide hormone activity. The transcript is spliced from 2 exons. Lineage: Eukaryota; Metazoa; Chordata; Actinopteri; Cypriniformes; Cyprinidae.
UUUCGUGUUUUCAGAUGCUCUGUCCUUCCUGGCUUUUGGCUGCAGCAGUCUUGUGUUUUCACAGUCCAUAUGUAGACGGCCACUGCUUGGAUUUGAUAGACUGCAUGGGCCUUAAAACCAAUGAACAAAAAUGGCAGUGUCUCAGGCAGUGCAGAUCUUCAUCUGAACAGCAGAACAGUGAGGAAGAGAGCCUCAGUUUGGGCCUGCUCUUAUCGGCUCUGUCUCCUGAUUCAAUCGAGCUCCAAGACGCCACUGGAGAAGCCCCUCACAAUGACGAGAGGAGGUCUUACUCCAUGGAGCACUUCCGCUGGGGCAAACCCAUGGGCCGCAAACGCCGACCCGUCAAAGUCUUCACCAACGGUGCUCUGGAGGAGGAGCCUGAGGAGUCGGUGGAAAGUGUGCGCGUGGAGCGAGGGCAGAGCGGCACGCUGGACGUUCAGCCGAGGAACAACGCAAAGAGCAAAGGGAAGUAUCGCAUGACCCAUUUCCGCUGGAACGCCCCACCUAACAAGCGCUACGGAGGCUUCAUGAGGCCGUAUCCAGAUCAAUCCCACAAGCCCCUGCUCACGCUCAUACGAAACGUCAUUGUUAAAGACGGACAGCAGUUCAGAGAUUAAGAGAGGA